Hibiscus syriacus is the source of this 664-nucleotide messenger RNA. RefSeq names its product probable ribosome-binding factor A, chloroplastic. The record is from RefSeq and is a predicted model, not a curated record. The coding region runs from base 44 to 664 and encodes 206 amino acids. NCBI's taxonomy places the organism in Eukaryota, Viridiplantae, Streptophyta, Magnoliopsida, Malvales, Malvaceae. Gene Ontology annotation, biological process: rRNA processing; ribosome biogenesis. Gene Ontology annotation, molecular function: ribosomal small subunit binding. The transcript is spliced from 4 exons.
UUGUGCUUACGAGAACCAGAAGAAAGAGUAACCAAAAGUAGCCAUGCCCCACGUACUCCUCCACCUCCCAAUCACAACCAUCCAUCUCAGACCAUGUUCUUUCUCUAUCCCAAAACCACCGGCUCAUAUUCACCUCCGCACCAACCCCACAACCAUAAAGUGCAUGGCCAAUCCCAGGAAAGUUAAGAUGGUAGCGAAACAGAUAAGGAGAGAGCUUUCCUACAUGCUCUUAACCGGCAAAGUGUUGCAAUACGCUGUCCUGCCUGAAACCGCCUUGGGAGCCGACCUCUACCUCUCUUCUCUUACUACCAUAAGUGAUGUUGAAGUUUCGGCUGAUUUACAGGUUGUCAAAGUAUAUGUAUCUGUUUUCGGUGACGAGAGAGGUAAAGAGAUUGCGCUUUCCGGGUUGAAAUCAAAAGCGAAAUACGAUAGAAGCGAGCUUGGAAAGAGUAUGAAGUUGCGGCUUACACCUGAGAUUUGCUUCAUUGAAGAUGAAUCACUAGAGAGAGGAAGAAGGGUAAUUGCGAUAUUAGAUAGAAUAAAGGAUGAGAAUAAGACUGCAGCAGAUGAAUUUGAAGAAGAAUUUCAGUCAUCUGAUCAAGAUGACAAAGAUUGGGAUGGUGAUGACCAUGAUGAGGAUAUUAUUUAUGUAAAGUUGUCAUAA